UUUUAUUUUCGGUUUUGCCCCUCCGUCUUUCUACUUCCCGAGUUUUUCGGCUUAUGUUGCUUUCUGCUUAAUGGAAGGGCCUUAAGCUUUAAUUUGUUUAUUUCUCUGCAUUCCGUACAAUUUCGCCUGCAAUUUUGAAAGCAGUAAUCCACCUUCUCCUCUUUGUUCCUUAACCAACCUUUCUCCGUAAAAGAGGUUGUCUUGAGAAGUUUUGGGUUCUGAUGUCUUCACCGCUGCUGGGCGUGGAGGAGGAAGUGCAGAGUAAUGUUUCUUCUCCCUCUGUUGACUGUGGCUUGGGGUUAAAGGAGCGUAACUAUCUUGGAUUAUCAGAUUGUUCUUCAGUUGACAGCUCUGGUGUCUCAAGUUUGCCAGAUAAUAAUAAGAAUAAUCUGAAUUUGAAGGCUACAGAGCUUAGGCUUGGUCUUCCUGGAUCCCAAUCCCCUAAGAGAGAAACAGAGCUUUGCUUGCUGAAUCUGGGAAAACUUGAUGAGAAGCCACUUCUUCCUCUACUUCCUUCCAAAGAUGGAAUCUGCUCAUCGUCACAGAAAAAUGUUGUUACUGGAAACAAAAGGGGUUUCUCUGACACCAUGGAUGGGUUCUCUGAGGUGAAAGGCUAUGUGUACACACAAAAAAGUUGGAUGCUUCGUGAAGCCGGUUCUGAUUCUGAAUCUCCACAAUCUGUGGGACAUGGAAAAUAUCCUGGUAAUUCAGGGGUUAAUGUGAUUUUGUCAGUAAGAUCUCUUGGAGCUCAAGCAUCUGUAAAGAAAGAAGAACCUGCAAAUGUGUUACAAAAACAACCUCGUGCCACUAAUGGAACCAAUCUCAAGCAAACUGAUAUUGCUAACAACAAAAGCGGUGCACCUGCUUCCAGGGCACAGGUUGUUGGGUGGCCACCAGUAAGAUCAUUUAGGGCUAAAACCCUGGCCUCUUCUUCGAAGAACAAUGAUGAAGUUGAUGGAGAGCCUGGUCCUGCUGCUCUUUUUGUCAAGGUCAGUAUGGACGGUGCUCCUUAUCUGAGGAAGGUUGAUUUGAGCACUUAUUCAACUUACCGGGAACUGUCUUCUGCUCUUGAGAAGAUGUUCAGCUGUUUUACCCUUGGUCAAUGUGGGUCUCAUGGUGCUGCUGGGAAGGAAAUAUUGAGUCAGAGCAAGUUGAAGGAUCUUUUGCAUGUAUCAGAAUAUGUGCUAACAUACAAAGAUAAAGAUGGUGACUGGAUGCUUGUUGGCGAUGUUACUUGGGAGUAAGC
This is a messenger RNA of Hibiscus syriacus, 1246 nucleotides long. Its product is annotated as auxin-responsive protein IAA9-like. Gene Ontology annotation, biological process: regulation of DNA-templated transcription. The record is from RefSeq and is a predicted model, not a curated record. The transcript has 4 exons. Bases 222 to 1244 code for a protein of 340 amino acids. Gene Ontology annotation, cellular component: nucleus. Gene Ontology annotation, molecular function: protein binding. NCBI's taxonomy places the organism in Eukaryota, Viridiplantae, Streptophyta, Magnoliopsida, Malvales, Malvaceae.